Molecule: messenger RNA, 1045 nt
Organism: Prosopis cineraria
Lineage: Eukaryota; Viridiplantae; Streptophyta; Magnoliopsida; Fabales; Fabaceae
Exons: 4
Coding region: 258-920 (220 amino acids)
Source: RefSeq, a predicted model, not a curated record
GAUUGUCCCUUCUCUCCCUCUAUUCCUUCGGCAUUCAUCCUUGCCGUCGCUAGUGAGAGUGUGAGCCAGAGAGAAAGUCGAGAGUCUUGGUCUUUUGUUCUUCAUCAUCCAUUUCCUUUCUGCAUCUCUGAAGGGUACGAGUGAGGAGCUAGGCCGUUCAAUCUAUUGCUGAUGUCGGUGUUCGCUAUGAAUCCGCUGCUGUCAAGGCUGAAGUCACGAGUUCAUCCACUUCCCUGCUCCUCCAAUGGUCUUCUUUCAUGCAAUGUUUUACGCAAGUGAGAGUUCAUUCAAAGCAUUCAAGUUGGCGUGAGAUCAGAGAAGAGAAGAUGCAUCGUUGUGGACGUAGCUCGUCGAGGAGCAAUGCUCCGUCACAGCCGAAGGAAAAGAGUCUCUCUCCGUUUCGUCUCUGUAGCUGCCGCCGCGUCCUCAGUCAUCGCCGUCACCAGAGCCUCCCACCCAACAACACUCUCUGCUUCUCUUGUGUUAACUCUCGAAGGCUUGAGGAACUGGAAAGGUGGGAAGAUAUAUUGGAGGAAGAAAUUGAAAGAAGAACUAAAGAAAUGGAUCUGAUGGAGGAAAAGGUAAAUGCAGAAAUAAACAAGAUGAAUAUAGAGUUUCGAUUAGAUGAAAUAAACAGAAUAAUAACAGGCGAUUUCCUUGAAGUCUUGUUGGAAAAGAAAGCUCUCGUCGACCCUGCAAAGGCUAGGAAAGGGAAAGCUCUUUUGCAAAACGCAGUGGUUGAACAAUUAUAUGAAUUUGAGAAAGAGGAAAAAACAAGAGAAUUAGAAGAGCUGCGACGCAAGAAGGAGAAAAUAGAAAGAGAUUUAAAGAAGAUUCCGAAACAAUCAAAAUUCUUUCGUGAGAUCGUCCUUACCAAAAAGAAAAAGAAAAGUCCCUUAGUUGAUUCUCCUAAGAUUUAAAAAUAAUUUUGUGGGUCUUGCUGUACUUAUAUAGCCACAUUUAUAUGUAGUCUUGAUGCAGAGUAUAAGCAUAUAUGAUAUAUGCAUAAUCUUGACCGAAAAUCCGGUUUAUUUUUUGCUGGUUA